This is a messenger RNA of Drosophila mauritiana, 3096 nucleotides long. It is a transcript of the gene sals, whose product is annotated as DNA ligase 1. The record is from RefSeq and is a predicted model, not a curated record. The transcript is spliced from 7 exons. Gene Ontology annotation, molecular function: actin binding. The coding region runs from base 286 to 2985 and encodes 899 amino acids. Lineage: Eukaryota; Metazoa; Arthropoda; Insecta; Diptera; Drosophilidae.
AAAAAAUCACGGAAAAUCUGAAUGAAAGAACUUUUUCGGACAACUUCCCCCGACGGUGCUAAUGUGCAAAGUUUUGUGUUUUCAUCAGCAGCAACGCCAAGAGAAGCGGGAAAAACAAGCAAAGAAUUCACGGCAAAUUAUUUAAAAAGAGUGUGCAAACGGACGGGCGACGACAUCGGGCCCUGGAGAAUUUAACAGCAAUAACAACGGAAAAAAAAUAGAAACCACCAGAGGGAAUAGUCUAGAAUAGUCCGGCGGACCGCAAGCAGUUCAAGCGACUACGAAAUGCCGUUUGUAACGCCCCGUGCGGGGACAAGCAGUGCAAGCAGUGCGCCCGGCGGACGCACCACGUUCCGUCCGCCAUGGGUGAAGGACGACGGCGGCACCACUGCCAGCAGCAGUACCACAAAGCCCACUGCCACUCCGUGGGCAAAGAAGACAGCGACGACGACGACCGCCACUCCGGCAGCAAAGGAAAAUGGAGAAAAGUCGACUGCAACCAAACCAAAAGCAACUGCUACCACGACUGCAGCCGCGAAGAAGACUGCGACCCCUGAACCGGCCAAGAAGACGACAGAGCCUGUAAAGAAAUCUUCACUGGCCACAAGCACAACGGCGGCCAAGAAGACACCAGAACCCGUAAAUACCAAGAAGGCACCGGAGCCAAUCAAGAAAGUGGCGCCCACUGUGGGGCCCAAGAAACCAGUAGCCACCACUUCAGCGCUCAAAAAGAAGAAGGAGCCGACACCACCACCCGAAUCUUCCUCGGAGGAGGAAGAGAGCGAGGAGGAGGAAGAGACCGAAGAGGAAACCGAGUCUGAGGAGGAGGAAAGCGAAGAGGAAAGCGAGUCCGAAGAGGAGGAGAGUAAGGAAGAGGACACCACCGUGGACGAGAAGGUGCCCGAGCACGUGAAGAAGGCGGCCCAAUUGCGACCCACCACCGUCAACAAGAAGCCGGAACCGGAAAGUGAGUUGACCCAACGUUUUACCAUGGAGAAACCCAAAUUACGCAGCGUGGUGGUCAAGCGGGAUAAGUCCUUGAAAAAGAUGGCCACCGAGGACGACGACGAGGCCGAGGAGGGCGAAACGGAGGAGGAGCGCGACCGGCGGCGACGUUUUAAAUUAGAGAAGCCCAAGCUGCGGCAUGUCAAGCGCGAGGAGAAGCCUUUGCCCAGCAAGAGCACCGACGACCUGGCCAAAAUCCGGCCCGUGCUCAAGAAGGUACCCAAGAUCGAUGAGCUCCUCAAGGAGCCGAAAGAGGAGCCCAAGCCCGAGUUCACGACCAAGACCCUACGCAAAGCGUCCAUAAAGCGCGAGCCGAGCAUCAAGAGCGUUCCCGCCCCGCCGCCGCUGCCCUCGCUGGUGCCCAAGGCCCCGCCACCGCCGCCCCCGCCCCUAGCUCCCGGUGAGAAGAGAGUGCUCAGCAGCACACAGAAGGAGACCCUCGAGAAGCUCAGGACUCGACCCCGAAGGCGCCCCGACUGGUCCGAGAUGAUGAAGGAGGUGGAGAGCGGCAAGAAGCUGCGCCAUGUGGCCUGCAACGAUAGAUCUCAGCCCAUCCUGACGUGCAAGUCGAUAACCAAGCUGGACGACAAGUUCAUCUACGAGACGGAGAAGGGCAACUCGCACAACAAGCUGCUCAAACAGAUCCAGGGCGGCAUCAAGUUGAAGCCAACCAAGACCAACGAUCGCAGCAAGCCGGUGCUGGACGGUCUGCGCAAGUUCCGCCGACAGAUGACCAUCGAGGAGCAGCUGCAGAAGUCGCAGUCGAAGAUCAACAUGCUCAGCGAGGCGCCCAGCAGCCAUGCACUUGGACCUGGCAGUGCCACGGCCUUGGGAGCCGGAGGAUCUCGGCCCAGCAUCGUAUCGACCAUGUCCAUCGACGAGGAGAGUCCCGACGAGCUGGACGACAUCGACAAGAUCCGCGACGAUCUGCAGAGCACCAAACAAAUGCUGGCUCUGGAGCUGCGGAACCGCGAGGCGCAGGACCGCGAGAACAAGAAGCUGCUGGCCAAAAUCCGCACCCUAGAGACCGAACUGGAACGCGAGAAGUCACGCGAAAAGAAUCUCGAGUACGGAUCCAAUGUGAUUGUGGCCACCAUGGAUCCCACGCCCACCGCCGAACAGACCUAUGUCAACUCCCUGAAGCGCGAGGUGGAGGACGCACGCAAGGUGUCCAAGGAGGUGGAACAAAACUAUCAGAGCACCGCCGAGCAGCUGGUGGAGGCCAAGACGGAGAUCGAGGAGCAGCGCCGCCAAAUUCAGUUGCUCGAACGCAAGUUGGCAGCAGCUCUACAGGGCGGUGGAUCCUUGGACGGAUCGCGUCGACCAAGCGAUGCCAACUUCGGAAGGGAUAGCUCGCCAGAACUGGAGCCUGAGGUCAGCGAAAGCGAUCCUGACGAGCCGGAGGAGAAGAAGGUGGAGCGCAGGGAGCGUCGCUCUGGUAAGGAGCUGAAGAUCCUGCGCAGCAAGCUCACCAAAUUGAAGGUCAAGGAGGAGGCGGCCAAGAAGGAGAAGGACGCCCUCAAGCAAGCCAUGAAGAAGAACCAAGAAAUCCUCAAGGAGGAGAACAAGAAAUUCAAGAAGCUGGAGAAGGAGGUGCAGAAAAUGGCUGCCUCCAUGAAGCUGGACGAGGACGAUGUGGACGGCGAGGAGAAGGACGAGGACGAAGAGGAGGCUGAGGAGGAGCAUGCCAGCGAGGAGGAGGAGGAGUCCGACGACGAGUCCGAGGAGUCCGAAUCGGAGGAAAGUGAGGCGGAGACGGGCAGCGAGUCCGAGCCAGAGGACUCGCCCAACUCCGCGAAGAAGGCGAAUGUGGAGCCGCGCGUGAAGAAGCACGAGAGCCGGUUCGCGGCGAUGAAGAAGUGCAAUGUGCUGCUCCAGGCGAACGUCGACAAUUUGCAGGAUCAAAUUGUUCAGGUGCGAUCGCGGGCCACCAAUCUGCAGGACGAACUGGACGCGGUUAUUGCCGACUUGGGCUUCUAGUCCCUCAGCUUGUCUUCCGUUUCUGUUUCCGUUCCUUGCUCUGUUUGUUCGAGUGUGUGUGCUUCGAGAAUAUAAACAUAAACAAUAAUAAACAAACAAACAAACGAAAAA